Molecule: messenger RNA, 2551 nt
Organism: Crotalus tigris (Tiger rattlesnake)
Lineage: Eukaryota; Metazoa; Chordata; Lepidosauria; Squamata; Viperidae
Product: zinc finger protein 85-like
Exons: 6
Coding region: 863-2350 (495 amino acids)
Biological process (GO): regulation of transcription by RNA polymerase II
Molecular function (GO): DNA-binding transcription factor activity, RNA polymerase II-specific; RNA polymerase II cis-regulatory region sequence-specific DNA binding
Source: RefSeq, a predicted model, not a curated record
CUGUAUAGGAGAAGGAAGUGACAUCUGGGUCUUGUCUCUCUAGGACGCAGCAUUCUGUCUCUUUCUCAUCCUUUGAACUUCGCAGGAGGUUUACGUGGUUUGAAGGGAAGAGAACCAGAGGUGGGCGGAAAUUGGAAGCCAUUUGUGCUCUGUCUUGGAGGCAAAAAAUGGACAAAGAUGGCUGAAAAUCUUGCCUGAUCUGUAACUACAGGAAUGGUACCAAGACUGGAAAGGUGUUUGGAAAUCCACAAGAUUCCCUGGAUCCGUUUGAAGUUGCAGGACAGAAAGAAUGAAAAGUCAAUCUUUAGCAAAUGUGGGAAUUGGAAAAGACCCUUCUGUUGUUCAGCCUGAUAGCCAUGGGGAGAUCUGGGCAAGAACUGGACAGAAGAUCCCGGAGGAGAAAAUCAUACUUUCAGAAGUUCAGCCCUGGAACUUCAGGAAGUUCCAACACCAGGAUGAUGAGGGUCCCCGAGGACUUUGCAGCCGACUCCAUUCCUUUUGUAAUAAAUGGUUGAGAUCAGAAAAGCACACAAAAGCGCAAAUGCUGGACCUGGUUGUUCUGGAGCAGUUCCUGGCCCUUCUGCCCCUGCGGAUGGAGAGCUGGGUACGGGAGUGUGGAGCAGAGACUAGCUCCCAGGCGGUGGCUCUGGUGGAAGGCUUCCUUCUGAGCCAGGUGGUGGAGCAGAAGGAGAGGACUGACUGGCAGGACUUCAAAGUGGUGUUCAUAGAAGAAGAAUCCACUUCUUGAGGAAUAUUGUCCAUUUAUUCUUCUUUUUUUCCCCCCGCCUGCUAUUUCAAGUCCUUCGUGGUAAAGAUCAGGGAUCCUGAGAGACAGAGGCAUCCAUCAAAUUCACCUCCAGAAAUGUUUUUCAGGAUGAUCUCUCAGGAUGAUCCAAAUCAAGACACGACCAGAGGGAAGAAUAGAAGGAAGUUGGCCCUCCCUGAUGUUGAAGCUGAAACAGUGGUUGAAACUCCAGUUCAAGAGGGCCUUGUCUCCUUCGAGGAGGUGGCUGUGUAUUUCUCUGAGGAGGAGUGGUCUGUGCUGGAUCCUCACCAAAAAGCGCUGCAUUGGGAAGUCAUGCUGGAAAAUUACAGGAACGUGGCCUCUCUUGGUGAUAAUGGGCAGGACCAUAAAGACUCAAGCAAAUCAUUCCAAGACAUUCCAAGACAUGGAGAUGCAAUGAAGAAACCUGCAAUUCAAAUGGAAUUCCAAAGGCAGGAGAGAAACCCAUCAAAUAAUUGGAAUAAGGAAAGCUCAUUUUCCAUCGAUGUUCACAUGCAGGAGAUUCUUGACCAACAAAGAAAAAUACAGAAAAAGUAUAUCGGGGAAGGUGUAAAACUAUCCAAAGACACUUUAGACAUAAAUGAACACUAUCCACCCAAAGCCAAAGGACAAGAUUAUAUAUGCAGAGACAAUGGAAAAAAAUACAAUUGGAUGUUCCCAUUUCCUCAGGAAACUGGGUCUCUUACAUCUUGUAAAAAUCUUCCCAUCAGAGAGAAUCCAGAUAAAUGCAUGGAGAAUGGAAAGAGCUUCUGUGAAAAGAAGACUUUUACUGCUCAGAUAAUGAACCACACAGAGGAGAAGCCGUUUAAAUGCACGGAGUGUGGAACAGGAUUCCAAAAAAUUUCAUCCCUUGUGAGACAUAAGAGAAUCCACACAGGUGAUGCUCCGUAUAAAUGCAUAGAGUGUGGAAAGAACUUCGACAAAGAGAGUAAACUUACAUCCCAUAAAACAAUCCACACAGGGGAGAAGCCAUUUAAAUGCAUGGAGUGUGGAAAAGGCUUCAGAGUGCUCAGUAACCUUACAUCCCAUAAAAGAAUCCACACAGGGGAGAAGCCAUUUAAAUGCAUGGCAUGUGGAAAGACUUUUACUUAUAGGAAACAACUUAGUUCUCAUCACUUUACCCACACAGGGGAAAAACCGUACAAAUGCGUGGAGUGUGGAAAGGGCUUCAGCCAACACAGUAAACUUACUACUCAUAAAAGGAUCCACACAGGGGAGAAACCAUACAAGUGCAUGGAGUGUGGAAAGAGCUUCCGCCACCAUAGUGGUCUUACUUGCCAUAAAAGGAUCCACACAGGAGAGAAACCAUUUAAAUGCAUGGAAUGUGGAAAGGGAUUCAGUGCAAACUGCAAUCUUACUGCCCAUAAAUGGAUCCACACAGGAGAGAAGCCAUUUAAAUGCACAGAGUGUGGAAAGACUUUUAGUCAGAGCAGUGCCCUUACUCUUCAUAAAAGGAUCCAUACAGGGGAAAAGCCACAUAAAUGCAUGGAAUGUGGAAAGUCUUUUAGUCAGAGCCAUCACCUUACUCGCCAUAAAAGGAUCCACACAAGAGAGAAGCCAAUAUAAAUGCAUGGACUAUGGAGAGAGCUUUAAGAGGAUCAACAACCUAAAAUACACUUGGGUGAGAAUGUAUGCUAAUUCUAGAAAGUUAAUUAAAUUUAUAUUUUUUUUCUGUUAGACUGAAAAAGGUUCAUUUUUUUAGUUUGAUCCUCCCAAUUGGCAGGCUGAGGAAUAUGAGUUUACUAAUAAAAAUGAAAACAAUGGGCA